This is a messenger RNA of Aphidius gifuensis, 5032 nucleotides long. RefSeq lists its product as uncharacterized. The record is from RefSeq and is a predicted model, not a curated record. The coding region runs from base 2544 to 3251 and encodes 235 amino acids. Lineage: Eukaryota; Metazoa; Arthropoda; Insecta; Hymenoptera; Braconidae. The transcript has 3 exons.
GAAUAAUAAAAGACAUCAAUUAAUUAAAACGAAAACAAUUGAUGAUUUAUUUUCAACAAUGUUUUUUGACAAUAAAAAAAAUCAAUGUAGCGUGUAACAUAGUCACAGAUAAUAACAUGUAUAUUGGUGGUAUUAUGUGACAUCGGUGACUGAUGUAUGCGUGUAAAUGUGUGAAUGUUUGUAUGUGAAGGAGAGAGGAGAGCAACAUGGCGACGGAGAGACUUGUCUAAAGGGACGGUGCUAUUUUUUUUCAUGCUACCGUCACUUGGGUAACUACCGGCGUGCCGGAUAGUAACAAUCAAUCACAAGCCAAAUUAAAUUUAUAAAUUAAAUAAAAUAAAAUUCAACGUGGUUGAAUAAAAUUAAAAAUAUAUUGUACGUACAAUUUUACAAUUAACCUGAGGGUUAUUGUACACAUUAAAUUAUUGCAACAACAACAACAAAACAACACUUACAUUUCAAGUUGUCCAAGUGAAAAUUAGUUUGAACAACAAUAUUGGCAUUCAGGACGGCGUCCAUUCGGUGAAAAUUCACCGCCAAUAUUUUGUUCAAUAUCAACAACAUCAACACAGUAUUUGGAAUCAUCUGGUAUAUUUGUUAAUUGGUUUGGGAAUAAAAUAAUCAAUAUAAUCUGUCAUCAUUGGGCCUGAUCAACCCGGACAACAUCACCAUUCCUGCCAACAUCAUCAUCCAGAGCAACACGUAAACCAGGUUGUAAAAUAAUUGUAUGAAUAGUAUGUGUGUGUGCGAGCAUGUGUGCAAAUAGGGUCACCAAAUUAUUUAAAUAAAAUUACAAUAAUACUUGAUUAAUAUUAAUAUAAAUAUAAAUUUGUUGUGCCAGUCUUAUUUAAACACCUAGACAUUUUCAGGUUAUAUUAAAUAAAUUUACUUGUUAAUUUUCUUAAAAUAAUUUUCAUAAAAUCAUAUAAAUUUAAAAUAAAUAAAAUAUAAUUUAGACUAUUACAUCAACAAUUUAGAAGAAAUUUUGAAAAAUCAUCAAGUUUUUAAUAUCAUUCAAAUAAUAAUUACAAUUAUUUUGAUAAAUCAACUUGUUCUUUACGUAUGAAAAAAACAAAUUCAGUUUUAAUUCGUGAUAAUAAUAAUAAUAAUAUUUUGAAGUCAAUUUUUUUGUAAAUUAAAUUAUCCAACAAUUUAAAAAAUUAAUAAUGACACAUCAUCUCAAGUACCAUCAAUAAAUUAUUAUAAUUUAAAUAACAUAGCAUCAUUACCAGCUGAUAACAAUGAUCCUAAAAAAAAAAAAAACAGUCGUGUCAUGGCGUCGCAUUCUGCGUGCGCAUCCAAAUUUAAACUUGGCGCUUCACUUUCCAAACUCAGAUCUUCAUUUUUGAAUUUACUAGAUUCUCAUUGGUUGUUGGUUGGAUUUGGUGAAAUAGAUACAAAUAACUUUCACAGCCGCAACGUCAGUAUGUGUUCGUAAAACCACGAUGAGCAACGACGAGUUUACGAACACGGGCGUUGCAUGUAAACGGAACUUAACGCGUUACCCAAGCCAAGCAUCUAGCCGGCAACCAACAGCCAUUAUCGCGUCGGCUUUCACCAUGUAUUCAUCAUUUGUGAAUCUCAAGCCAUAAAGCAAAAAGAAAAACUUGAACAUAUUUUAAAAUAUUAUAAAAUUAAAUACAUUUAAAUAAAAAUCUUAUUUAUUUAUCAUUAAAGAAAAUAAUUAGGAAUAAUAUUAUUUGUUUAAAUUAUUUUUUAUUAUCUGAAUAUUAAUUUUAUUGUCAACUAUAAUGGAAGAUGAAUACACGUCCAACGAAGAGAUAGACAAUUUUCAAGGUCGAGACAACACGAUGUAAGUUGAAAUAUAUUUAUUCUUUAACUAUAAUCAAUGAAAAUAAUAUUUAAUAAAUUUUUUCUUUAAUUUAUGCUCAUUUUCUUUGUAUACUAUUUUUUUUGUGCUUUGCAAUCCGGAAGUAAUGGGUUAAAAAAAAAUCUUUAUUGAAUAUAACUAUUAUAUCAUAAAUUAUAAAUUAUUAUGUUGUUACAUGCAAAAAAAAUUAGCAUUUCAAUAUUCUACCUGUAGGAUGGUUUUAUCGACGUAAAUUAAUUUGAAAUAAUUAAUGAAUAGAUUGCCUCGUGUUAUUUUUGCGGUAAGAUUUUUUUUUCUAGAUAGAAACCAGAAUGUUCUUACUGCGUGUUCACUUAUACGGUUCGGUUUUUUUAUCGUUUUGUGCCUGAAACAGUUGGGAUAAUUUAUUGUUAAUUAUUGCAAUUACAAUCAUUAUUAUAUUUUAUAUUGUUGAUCUAUAAUUUUUUAUUUGUAAUUGUAAUUUAAUAAUGCAGAGUCGUCAUAGGCACUGUGGUUCGUGAUGAUCCACAUCGAAGACGUGUCAAUGCACCACAACCCAUAGUUCAUGUUUUGCGUGUCAUCUUGAGCAAUAUGCAAGGUCGUGAAAUACGAGUUCUCUUCUGGGAUCAGCGUGUUGCGGAAUUCGAAAAACCGAAUUUUUCGUCAAGUACUCAGAAUCAGUCGUCCACGAGUAGUUGCUUAUCCACAAUAUGUUGAUUUAUCACAAAAUUUGAUGCCAAUUGAAUUAUCUAUUCAACAGUCAACAACUGUUAAAAUCCUUGGUCCUAUUUCAGCUGCACGAGAUGCAGCAUUACCAAUGGCACCAAGUGUUGAGCUUUCUGAUGCUGGAACCAUGCUUGGUCAGCUCCAGAUAACUGCAUUUAUCAGACAUCCUAUUCAACGUCAAAUAAUUAGCAAUUUCACAAGUGCAAGUGGUGCUAUUACUGAUGGAAUGUAUCACGUGUGCGUAGAUGUUGCUGUUUCUUCAGUACAGAUGAUUCCAGCUGGUACUCAUGUGUCAAUACUUGGAGAGCUUCGUCGUAAUAAUUACGAUACAUUGAUUCUUCAAGUUACUGAAAUGUCAAAUAUACAAAUCGUUGACGAGCAAAUGAUGGAUUCAGCUCAACUGAGAAAUGGAUUCCAUAUUGUUCCAAAGAUUGCAGCCGGUAAACAAGUUCCACCUAUACCAAAUGUUGCACCACAGAUGCAAGUCAUUGCACAACGUCGUCAAUUGCUGAUCCUGCCAACGUUGUUCAGGUUCAUGCAGCAGCAGUGCCAGUACAGGCAGCUGCACAAUUGCAUGUUGACCCAGAUAAUGCAUCAGCACUAUUGGCAACAAAUGCCAGUCAGGAACAUCAUCAUUAACCAUCAUCAUCUGGUAAUCAAUUGCUCAAUUUUAAUGAUAAACAACAUCAAUUUGAUUUGGAUUUUCCACCUGUAAUAUCAAAAAACGAAAAUUAAACACCUAUUUGUCCAGGUGUAGAAGAAAAUUGAAUUCAUUGUUUAUUCAAUUAUAAUUACAUUAUAAACAUUGUGUUCAUUCAAUUGGCUUCAAUAAAAAGCUUUUUACAUUUUCACUUUUCCUAUCCUUAUUCACAGAUUCUAAGAUAAUCAGACAAAUAGAAAAAAGAUAAAUCCAGACCAAGAGCAAAGAAUAAGAGUGGAUAAAGAUUCAGACCUAAGAUAAAAGAUAUGAAAGAAAGUUAUUGGAUUAGCAAAUUAUAGUAUUUUAGAGCCUGAUACAGAUUCUUAAUUUAUUUACAGAUAUUAGAUAAUUUAUAUAUUUACAGAUUAGAUAAUAUACAAUGGAAAAAAACACUCAAUGUUUUAUUGACAUACAGAAUCCUCUUCGAAAAAAAAGAAAACAACAAUUGGAAAUUAAACAGGAUAGCCAAGAAUUUAAUUUUAUUGAUAAUCAUAAUCGUCAAGCAGAUGUUACAGAAUAUUCACGUUUCCCUCAUCAAAGAAAAAGAAAGCAGGAGUUGAAAAUCAAAGUAGAUAGUUCUGUAUGUACAACUGAAAUUGGCAUAAAUAAAAGUAUGCAGCCAAGACUUGAAUCAAGGAAGCAACAAUUCAAUCUCAAAAGCGAUCAUUCUACAUUUUCUGAAGUCGAUAAAGUAACUGAAAUUGAUUUAACUAGACUGCCUACGAUAACUGAUAUUGCUAUAUUUUAAAACAAUCAGGUGCAGAUGGUUAGAGCCCCUCAUCAAAAUAGAUGUGAUUUAUCAACGCCAGUUCUUUUAUCAGCACAGCUGGAUAAUAGCCUAGAUGAAUCAGUAAUACAUUAUCUCGGUUCGAUGUGUACAUUGUAAAACAAAACAUUUUAAAUCAGAAAAAGUUUUGCAUGAAGGCAAAUCAUUCAAGGAUUGUUGUAGCCAUGUUAAAGUUAAGUUAGAUCCUUUGCCUGAGCUCUCACUAGUAUUAAAAGAAUUAUUUACCGGUACACAUCCAUUGUCGAAAUAUUUCUGUGAUAAUAUCCGCCUGUUUAACAGCUGGUCAUUUUCAGAUGCGUCACUCAAUGCUAAUUUAGUCUAUUUUGUUUUAAAAUCCAAGGUCAAAUUUACUAUCAGAUAAAUACGUCUAAUUAUGAUAUUCCAAGAAAUGGACAACUUUUUAUCGUUAAUUCUAAUGAAGCAGUUGACUAUCAAUUGAGUACCCGUAGAAGUUUAAAUAGAAAAGGUUUUGCAGCUAUUGAUGAUAUAAUGCGCCAACAUAAUGUAUUCAAUGCUCAAUCAUUUCAAAUGAUGAAAGAUGAAUUAGACACAAUGACAACAGAAAAUAAUAGUAUUGAACCAGAGUUGAAAUUACGUUUUUUUCUCAAAAAAGGACUUGACCGGAGACGUUAUAAUUUCCAGCGUGUCAAUGAAGUUGCUGCAGUGUUUUCAACAACAGCAGAUGGUGAAAUUCCAGAAUCAUAUAUAACUAUACGUAAUAAACAUACCAAAGAAUAUGUUAGCUCAAUGAAUAAGAAUGUUGAAGCUUGGACUUAUCCAGUAACUAGAAAAAACUAGAUUCCAUAGUCAUAUUCCAACUUGGAUAAAGAAAAAUGUUUUGCUAAUAGCCGAUAGAUCUUUUCUCAGCUAUAUCUUGACCUUUGCUAUAUCUUUUAUUUAGCCUUAAUUAUAGCUAAACAUACAAUAUCUACAUUAUUUUACCCGCUACGUUCUUUUCUUUAGCUACAUCUUUUCCUCACCUGGAUUUUUCACUUAGCCGCUAGAUCUU